Artibeus jamaicensis (Jamaican fruit-eating bat) is the source of this 2818-nucleotide messenger RNA. RefSeq names its product NudC domain containing 2 (gene NUDCD2). Bases 100 to 549 code for a protein of 149 amino acids. The record is from RefSeq and is a predicted model, not a curated record. Gene Ontology annotation, biological process: protein folding. Lineage: Eukaryota; Metazoa; Chordata; Mammalia; Chiroptera; Phyllostomidae. The transcript has 4 exons. Gene Ontology annotation, cellular component: cytoplasm.
GUGACCCGAGCGGAGAGGCCUGGGCGUGGCCUGAGCGUGGACAGUCAGCGCACGCGCUCAUCUAGCUCACUGCAGCUGCAGCCCGGAGGCACCUAGAUUAUGUCGGCCCCGUUUGAGGAGCGCAGUGGGGUGGUUCCAUGCGGGACACCGUGGGGCCAGUGGUACCAGACCUUGGAGGAGGUGUUCAUUGAAGUUCAGGUGCCCCCAGGCACUCGCGCCCAGGAUAUCCGGUGUGAUCUGCAGAGCCGGCACGUGUCCCUGGCGGGCAAGCUCUUUGAUUCUACAAUAGCUGAUGAGGGAACGUGGACUUUGGAGGAUAGAAAGAUGGUUCGUAUUGUACUUACAAAGACAAAGAGAGAGGCAGCAAAUUGUUGGACUUCUCUUCUAGAAUCUGAAUAUGCAGCUGAUCCUUGGGUGCAAGACCAAAUGCAAAGAAAGCUUACAUUAGAGAGAUUCCAGAAAGAAAAUCCCGGUUUUGACUUCAGUGGAGCAGAAAUCUCAGGGAACUACACGAAAGGUGGACCAGAUUUCUCAAAUCUUGAGAAGUAACUGCCGCUGUUCCGCUGCCUUCUGUGGACUCCGGCAGAUGUUGCCAGUUGGUCAGAGGGACAGACUGUGUGGGGGAAGGAACAUGUGGGUGCCUACAGUUAACUCACUGCAAAAUAUAUUUAAAUACGGUUCUAAAAAUUGCAUUCAAAUAUGACUUAACAUAGGAAACUUUAAAUUCUGUGGGGAAUAUUCUAUUGAUAUAUGGUAACCUUUUUUGGACUUGUUUUUGCUCAGCAUGAAGUUUCAAAUGCUGCAUUUUGCUAGUUUCAUAUUUAAUCUAUAUUUUUAAUACAAAAACAGGUUACAGAUCAUAUGAAAUGACAGGUUGCCUUCAGGGAAAAUUAAGUUUUUUCUUUUAAUAAGUGUAAUAAACUUUUCUAAAUAGGAAUUGUGUACCUCUUUGUCUAAGUAUACCAGUUCAUACAAGGAAAUUAUAUUACUGAAAAGAAUUUUAGAAAAGGAAAAAAAUCUACAAAUCUAUUCAGAGUAAGUUCAUUUUAACAGUUAAUGAAAAUCUCAAUUAGUAUAUUAUUUCUUGAGAGGUCACUUUAUGUCAAGAAAUUAAACAGUUAACUGACAAAAGAUUGGGUGGGGUGAAUAUGGUUAUUGGGCAAGUGCAUUAUGAGGGACAAAAACCAAAUUACGGUCCAUGAUCAUAAAUAGGUGACAUCAUUUUGGUAUUAGUGGUCCAGACAUAGAAGUAAGAAUUGUCUUUGCAUUUUCUUUUAUCCAUUUUAUCUCCUUUUUAAUUUAAAAAUAAAUUUUAAUCUCAAACGUACAGAAAAGUUAGAAGAUGCAGAGUUUUGUUUUGUUUUUUAAUUUUCCUGAACCAUUUGUGUAUGAGUCGAUGAUGUGAUGUCCAGUGAUCUCUGUGUACCUCAGCUUGUAUUUCCUUGGAAGGAAAUGCUCUUUCCUACAUGUAACUACAUGCGACUACAUGUAACUACAAUACAACCAUUCAAAUAAAGAAACAAGCACUGACACAUUAUGACCAGAGAGUCCUCAAACCUUCACUCCGUCAAGGUCAGUUGUCCCAAUAAAGUCUUUUACACCAGGAGGACGCAGUCAGAACCAUGCCUUCACUCUAGUUGCCGCCUGUCUUCAGUCUGCUGAAAUCUGGGACAGGUCCUCAUUUUUCCUUGACUUUUAUGUACGGCCUCGGCAAAUGCCAAGGUUUCAGGCUAUUUUUUUUUUUUUUUAGCAGCAUUUCUCAUUUUGAAUUUUGUCUGGUAUUUCAUUAUUAGAGUCAGGUUUUGCAUCUGUGGCAGGAAUACUAAAGGAGUGAUGCUGUAUCCUUACUGUGUAGUAUCCUGAGUUAAGAAUGUCACUUUGUUCUUUUUCUGAUGGUGAUUACUUAAGUGGUGUCUGCCAGUCUUCGUUGUAAAUCUAUUCUUUACGUUUAUAAUUAAGCACUUUGUGGAAAGUAGUUUCAAAAUACUACCUUGGUUUUCAUCGCACUUUCAUUUUAUUGCAUCUUUAUAGAGUCAUAAUUUUCUACUUUAUUCAGUGGGUUAAAAUCUGUUACUCCUAUUACUUUAAUGCUCAACAUUUUUUCUAGAUUUGGUUUGUGUGAGACCAUUCUAGGAGUCUUCUAUGUCCUUUUGACACGUCCCCAUCAUAAUUUGAGCAAUAUCUUAUUCUGUCACACGGUGUACCAGGCUUAUUAUGCUUUUCCUGCCCUAGCUCAAGAAUCAGCAGUUUUUCCAAGGUAUCUGGUUCUUAGCAGAGAAUGGUUUUUCAAGGUCAAAGUCUUUGUGCCAGUCAGCAGUUGUUGUUGAUGUGUAUAUAGUGCAUACAUUUACCUCUGUCUAUGUGUCAAAAACCGUGAGUUCACUCUUAAACUUGCAUUUCUAAUCUCAUGGGGUCAUUUUUGUUUUCUUUCUAUAUAAUGCCUUUGAACACUCAGUGGAUUCUGUGAUUCUUCAUACAUUGGGCUCCCUAUUCUAGGCCACGACCCCAUGAGUAAAUGCCUCCCUCUGUUUGGGCUCCAGCACCCUAUGCCAAGCAGUGAUAUUCUCACCUCUUUGGACUCUAACCCCCCACUCUGGGCCACUUCAGCUCAGCUGAACUCUUUGGCAAGAUCUGUGUCUCGUUCAGAUUACCCAUUAACUUCAGGAAUGAAUGGUUGGGAAAGGCGUUUUUUCUUUUGAUUGGCUUCUCAUUCUGACAUUAAAAAAACUGUAUAUUUUGAAUUGACAUCCGGUAAAAUAAACUCUUUUUGUUUGUAGUUUAAUAUGUCGAGAGAGAUGUUUCCUCGAAAAUCAGGAGA